Camponotus floridanus (Florida carpenter ant) is the source of this 4328-nucleotide messenger RNA. It is a transcript of the gene Pten, whose product is annotated as phosphatidylinositol 3,4,5-trisphosphate 3-phosphatase and dual-specificity protein phosphatase PTEN. The coding region runs from base 1697 to 3490 and encodes 597 amino acids. The record is from RefSeq and is a predicted model, not a curated record. NCBI's taxonomy places the organism in Eukaryota, Metazoa, Arthropoda, Insecta, Hymenoptera, Formicidae. Gene Ontology annotation, cellular component: cytosol; nucleus; cell projection. Gene Ontology annotation, biological process: protein dephosphorylation; phosphatidylinositol dephosphorylation; phosphatidylinositol 3-kinase/protein kinase B signal transduction. Gene Ontology annotation, molecular function: protein tyrosine phosphatase activity; phosphatidylinositol-3,4,5-trisphosphate 3-phosphatase activity. The transcript has 8 exons.
GGACGCACGAGCGCGAGCGACGCCGCUCGGUUCUCUCGGGCUUCUCUCCCGUGCUCGUCUCCUCCUCUCGAUCCCGAAGCAAAGGCCCGCGGUUCCUUCGCGAUUGGAGCACGCGCGCUGAACGAGAAACGCGUCGCGGCGGCGACUCGAGCGUGCGUGCGUGCAAGCGUGCGUGCGUGCGUGCGUGCGUCCCGGAACGGAACGGAGAGCGUACCCGUGGUCGCCCGCGGGGACCGAGAGGCGAGAAAGCGGAAAAAGACAUAGACACGCGCACACACACACACACACACACUGUCAUGGCGUUAACGUUAACGACGCGUGUCGAGCGUACUACGCGCCGUCGUCGUCGCGAGGCGAGGUGCCGGUAAUAUACAGUAACGCCGGGUAACAUACAUAGGAGAAGGACGUCGACGAUCCGUCGUCCAUCCGUCCGUACGGGGAAAAAGAAAGAAAGAAUAGGAGAGACGGAGCGUAUGUGUAUAUGUGUGCGUGCGCGCGCGCGCGGGUGUGUGCGAGCAGCACGAGCAUUGUCAGUCGCGCUCUGCUCCGAAAUCGUCGCGGUCGAUCCUCUCGUCGUCGGCAACCUCCUUUCAUCCGCGACCGAGAUUCGUGCGAGACGGCGCACGAGACCGAGGAACGUCACAUGCUAUGCGACAUCCCCCGUUGUUCGUCCUCCGGUCGUCGUCGAUCGCGAAAAACGAACGCGGCAUCGCUGCCGCCGCCGAGUUGUGUCGCUCGCGAGCGCGCGCGAGAAAGAGCGAGAGGGCCGCCUCCUCUCCCUUUCUCUCUCCUUCUCUCUACCUCUCUCGCUCUCACGUAGAGAGCGCGAGCACGCUUAACCUAAAACCCUCUUCUCGGCUCGUCUCGUUAUCGUCCCGUCCCGUCUCCCUCGUCACCGCGGAUCCCAUCGUCCGGUGCGCGUUUCCUCGAUAAACGAUACGGCCAACGUGCGAAGGAGGCGACGCGUCGAAUCGAUCGAGACUCGAUCAUCGACGCCGUUCAAUCGCGAACGCGACAGACCGAGACGGAGCCGCGAGUCCGCGCGAGACUCUCUUCUUCGACGUCCCGCCUACCAGGCGAUGCUAAGCUGCCAUCCCUGUUGCGACUCGAGUGUUCGCGAACGCGCGUGAUAGUGACUGGUGCUCUCUUAGCGGCCACCUGGACGAGCAUUCGGUGCUAUUGUGUGAUUAUUUCCCUUCUUCGCUCUCCUCGAAGAGUAUCUCCCCCAGGAGUAAACUAGAACUCUCUUCCUCUCUCUGCCAUUAGACUCUUUCUUCCUCGUUGUCUACUUGGCGAGUUAAUGACGACUGUGAUCUCUGUGAUUUUCGGAACAGAAUUGUUUGUCUGUUGAAUGAACUAGAAAUAAGAGAGUUUACAGUGGACAGUGCAGUAAUUUAGAGACCAGUCUUGGAUGGAACUGUGCAGUUAAGGAACCUGUGUUAAAUGGUGUAUAUAGUGUAUGUACUUUUCGGUAUCUUGUGUUGCCUGCCACCAUAGCUGAAGUGAGAAUUUCUCCUCGAAGACCUGCUUUCUGUGGAGCUUCGCUAUUGUACAGUCUAUCAAUCGUAUCAGACUAAUAAUGGUGAUGACAUGUUGUCGUGAAAUGAUUUGUAUUUGGUCAAGAGUCAUCACUGAGCUACACGAUGGAGGAAUAGGACACAUUCAAUGAAAAAAAAAUGCCUAUGUAGAAGAACACAUGUUCUGGGAAUUGAUGGGUAUAUGCUUUUCCUGCAGGAGACCAACCAGUGGCAGGUUGAACAGUAAAAUCUCUGAACAUAUCUCGGCAUCAGUAACCCCUCUCCAUGUUUGUCUGGAAGAACAAAGAGGACCAGAACUGGGCUCAUGUGACGCAUCGCAAGCUCACAGGCCUCAGGUUAAAAGGACCUCUAAGAAUCAAAAAGCAGAAGAAAUUCCCGAAGAGGUGGCAGAGGGUAGUUCGAUCGAGAUUGAGGCAGGAGAGUUAAGACAGACUAUGGCCAACACUAUCAGCAACAUAAAGAUGACCAACCCUUUAAGGGGGUUUGUCAGCAAACAGCGUAAACGUUUCAUAGCAGAUGGUUUUAAUCUUGAUCUCACAUAUAUAAAAAAUAAUUUAAUAGCGAUGGGUUUUCCAGCUGAGAAACUGGAAGGAGUGUACAGAAAUCAUAUUGAUGAUGUUGUUAAACUAUUAGAAUCCAAACAUAAAGAUCACUACAAGAUUUAUAAUUUGUGUUCCGAAAGGUCAUAUGAUUGCAAUAAGUUUAAACAAAGAGUAGCCACUUAUGCAUUUGAUGAUCAUAAUCCACCAAAACUGGAACAGAUCAAGCCUUUCUGUGAGGACGUACAUUUGUGGUUAUCUCAACACAAGGACAAUGUAGCCGUAGUUCAUUGUAAAGCGGGGAAAGGUCGAACAGGCGUAAUGGUGUCCUGCUACCUACUUCACAGCAAACAAUUUCUUAAUGCCACUGAAGCUCUUAAUUUUUAUGGAAAUAUACGCACUCACGACAAGAAAGGUGUAACUAUACCGUCGCAGAUAAGAUACGUGGAUUAUUAUGCCACCAUUGUCAGAGAGGGUCUCAAUUAUCAACCAGUCACAUUAAUAUUGCGCAAAAUACAACUGGAUCCGGCUCCUAUUUUUAAUGGUGGUCAAGCAUGUCUGCGUUAUAUAAUCUCGGAAUCAAACAAAAGGAUAUUUUCGGGUGUUUACGAGGUUCGGAAAGGUACACCUUCUAUAUGUAUCUCCUUACAACACAGUGUAGCUUUGACGGGUGAUAUAAGAGUGGAAUUUUUCAACAGACCAAAAGUGAAACCGAAGGAAAAAAUGUUUCAUUUCUGGUUCAACACAUUUUUUGUUCGUGAAAAAGUAAAUUCCGAGUAUGAUAAUGGCGAGUUAUUUGUUGAAAGAGCAACGAGGGCAUUGAGCUGUGACGGCACAGCCAUGGAGUGUCCAAUGGUUACGUCGCAUGUGAAAUCCAGAACGGGCUCAUUGGCGAGCCUUGGUUCUAUGCCGCCUACUCUCGUUUUACGAAUAGGCAAAUCUGAGUUAGACAAAGCACACAAGGAUACAAAUAACAAGUUGUACAGUGAAGAUUUUAAAGUGAGUCUAUUUAUGCAUAGCGUGGGCGGAAGCACAUCGCCGGCUGUGCCAGCGACGACGAACAGAAGCGGCGAUGGCGUGCAGUUGGGGAUGGGCGGGCAGGAGACGCCGAGCGAAUCGAGCGAGGCGGAUAGCAGUGAGUGCGACACCACUGGUGACGAGGACGGUUGGGAAUCCGGUGAGUCCUCUGCAUCCUUGGUGGUAAACCACCACCAACACCAUCAUUCUAUUACACACAGCGGUAGCCGUACACACGUUAGCGGUCUCCGUUCGUGUGUUAAUUUCAAAGAGACCGCCAAGGGUCUGCUAUCACGUGGUGACAAAAGUAGGAACAGUAACAGGCAGAACGUCGCCGGGGCAAGCGCAAAGCGUUCUUCCGCUCCGUUCGCGCGCUCGGCCGUUCUUGACACGUAGUAGUUUAAUAAACGCUCUCGGUACUUAAGAACACGAUCUCCGAUGUUUCGUGUUCUCGCGGUGUCGCGACGCGGGCAUUUCGUAUGAUCGCGUGUGUCUGCGCGUUUUUCAUUGUUCUUUUUCCUUCGUAGAAUCGCGUUACGCGCGUUAGACGGCUUGGCGCGAAUAAAAUGACGAUUAGAAAUCGGAGAGAUACGUUUUCGCUGUAAUUGCCGCUCGUUACGCCGCUCUUCCUUCAUGUCGUUGUUUCAUUUUUCAUUCUUUUACUCCUCAUUUUCUCUCACUCUCUCUUGUUCUCUUUCAUUUUUUUUUUGUUAUUAUGUCGUGGGACCAUGAACUUCAUUUUUCGUAUUGACGAUUUGUGUCUUACGACUAUAUUACGAGUAUAUAUUAUUAACUGUUAAUCGAUUCUUCGCGUAAUGCUCGAUAAUAUAGUUAAUAUCGUUAAUGUGUGUGCACCAAGAGUAAAUUAGUUAGUAAAUUGUUUAGUUUGCCAUGUGUAGAAUUUGAUAAUACAGAAAUCGAUAAGUAGCAACGAAUUAAUUGUGAUUUUAACAAUGGUAGGAGACACACAUUUUUGGGAUUUAAUAACUGAAUAUGUAAUAGCAAUCUGGCUUUCGUUAUUUUUGACGAAGUUCUAACGCAUUCUAUACAAAAGGAUAUUUUUGAUUAAAUUAUAUGAUACGUAUCGUGUUUUUCGCGCGCUUUUGCAAAACGGAUUGCAAAUAGGAUAGGCAUUUACCACAGUGAAUAGACUUUUGAAGCAGACUUUUGAAGCAGACUUUUAAAAUUGUAUAGGACGCAAAUAUAAUAUAAGUGCACACAAAGUAAAUCAGUA